AUGGCGAAGGCAGUGUGUACUCUUUAUGGCAGUGAUGCAAAGAUAUAUGGAUCGCUUGUAAUUACACAGGCACAUGAGGAUGCCAAGAGUGUCAUCACGGGUGAGCUAAAGGGACUUCCAGCUGGUAAACACGCGCUACACGUGAACGUGUUUGGCGACGUGUCACACCCGGGUGGUGUAUUUAACCCAUUUGGAAAAAACCAUGGAGCACCCGAGGACGAAGAGCGUCGUGUGGGAUCAUUAGGAAAUGUGGAUGUGGCAGAAGAUGGAAGCGUUAAGGUUCACAUUGAGGAUAAACUUGUAAAACUCAUUGGACCACACUCAAUCAUUGGCCGUAGCCUUGUGAUCCAUGAAGGUGAAGAUGAUUUGGGCAAAGGUGGUCAUGAUCUUUCGUUGCAGAAUGGAAAUUCUGGUCUUAUUAAGGCUUUUGGAGUUGUUGGUAUCUCUAGUUAG
Peronospora belbahrii is the source of this 453-nucleotide messenger RNA. Lineage: Eukaryota; Oomycota; Peronosporomycetes; Peronosporales; Peronosporaceae. The record is from the annotation of a GenBank genome assembly.